AUGGAUGCUGCUGCUGAGAAGGAGUUGGAGAAGCAUGUGUUGAAACAACAGGCUUGGGAUACAUUGCCAUCACAUGCAAAGGCAAUACUGGAGAACUCACCAACCAAGUGGAAACACUUCAUCAUCAAGUUCAGUAUAAAGCAUCAACUACGUUGGAAGACAAACAUAAUCAGAGACUAUGUACAAGAUGAGCGUAUCUAUUAUCAAGAGAUAAUAAGAUUAUCUAUUACCAACCUUGUAUUAUACCCAUAUCAUAUAGCCGAUAAACUUGUUGGCAUGCUCAAUGUCACUGCAUUCAAAUACUACUCAAUCAUGAUGUCUGAGAUCAUGGCCAAUGCCAAGUCCUACGAUGAACUACCAAACUUUACUGCAGUGGAUUGUCUCAGAGUAUUGGGAAUUGGAAGGAAUCAGUAUAUCAAUCUUAUGAACAAGUAUAGAUCAAAGGGAUUCUUAUUCAAGAAGAAGAAGGAUGUGAUAAAGAGUCUGCUACCAAGCAACUCAGUGGAAAAGGCAUUGGACUAUUGGUGGAUGCUCAAUCGUGGUUGCAACUCAGCUGACGACGAGAGGAGCUGCACAGCAGAGGAACUGGCCAUUUUGGAGGAGUUGGAAAGCUCGCCCAAGCAAGCUGGAAUCUUUGAUCGUGAUGCUGCUCUCUCCCUGCUCACACGUGGACUCAUCUUUGUCGACAUUCCAAUCUCCGACACGGAUACUAUUGCCGUGCCACCUCUGGAAGGAUUCGUGAUGAAUAGAGUGUCUGGCGACUACUUUGAGAGUCUACUCUACAAGAUAUUCGUGUCGAUCGAUGAGAGGACCACUGUACAAACACUGGCAGAGCUACUUCAAAUCGAUGUCGAGCUCGUCAAACAAGCCGCAUCACUCUACUGUCGACUGGGAUUCGCCAAAAAGAAGAACCUUGAGCCACUCAUCAACUCUCCAACCAAUCCAUCACUGGCUGCCAUUCAGACGACUGGCGAUCAAUCAACCGCUAGCACAACGACAGACUCGUCAUCGACAGACAGCACUGCAGUGAUAAGGAUUGGACUGAUAUUCGACUCAUCAAUCACGGCAUUUCUGAUGAUGGGCAACCUUGGCUAUGGACUCAAGAAUCAUGCUGUGACAAUGUUUGAGGUUGGCAAGCUGUCCAAUGAGGCACUCGACGACUUCCUUGGAGAGUUGGACAAGAUUGACACGACAGAGUUUGUUGAACUCGAGGCCAAGAGAUAUGCUGCGUCGGCCAUCGCACUGAGGGACACGAUCAAAUUCCUCAGAUACAACGAGAAGAUACCAAGCACACAGCAUGGCCUCGAUCUACUGAGUUGUGAGCGAAUGAACAGUUUGGAAGAGGCAACGAGGAUACGUGUUCUGAGCAAGAACUACUCGGUGCUUAUAUCAAUGUCCCCAUUCGCCACGGACAGUUGUCCAGUGAUCAGUUGUGCUCCGCCACACUUUGGACCAGCGAUCUACGAGAUCCACAGUCUCUGGUUCAAGUUGUACCUCUACAACAUCGUUGGCGCCGGACCCAACUCUGUCCUGCUGGCCAAGGGUCAUCGACUCAAGAAGAUCCCGGCAGUGUUUAGAGAGUGCGAGAAAGUCCGAGUGUGCUCGUUGGAUCAUGAAUCAAUCAAUGUGAACCUUUCCCAGCUUCUUCCAACAGUCAACGAAACUCUACUAUCAUCGCCAGUGUUGGUACAGGCAUUCUCCUACGUGCGCUUUGAUAACAGUGGUAACAAUCGAUCGCGUUCCACACAUGGCGAACAUCAAACGAUCAGAGAACAACAGACGGUAAUUGACGUGCCAUUCCCACUCGACCCGAUCGAUGAUAGUGCCGUGCCCCCAUCAACCGAGUCAGAAUACACCGCCGACAACAUGCACCUUCACCCGCUGGUCAGACGCAUCGAGUCGUUGCUGAACCUGUCGCACAGCAUCGGCUACAUAUCGAUGCUGAGGAAGGAUGUCCAGAUACCCGACGAGAACACGAUCCAGACGACAUGGAUCCCUUACAACGUAUACUUUGGCGUGCCGAUAUUUGAUGGAACGCUCAACAGACAGGUGUGCGACAAGAUCGAGCGAUACAACCUUUUGAACGAAGAGAACACCGACGCGCACAACAGUGCCAGCAGGAUGCUGUCACUCAACAUUCUUCGCUUCAUCUCCAGCACCUGUCCGCCUGUGCAUCCCGACCUGGACAUCAUCGAUCAGACACGCAUCAACACGACCCUGCCAUCGACUCAGAACAUCCCACUGCCGACACAGAACCUAUCCUUUGUCAAUGGCGUAUUGGACCUAUAA
Messenger RNA from Acytostelium subglobosum LB1, 2289 nucleotides. RefSeq lists its product as hypothetical. The transcript is spliced from 5 exons. The record is from RefSeq and is a predicted model, not a curated record. The coding region runs from base 1 to 2289 and encodes 762 amino acids. NCBI's taxonomy places the organism in Eukaryota, Evosea, Eumycetozoa, Acytosteliales, Acytosteliaceae.